AUGUCGUGUGUGUUGCAAGACUUUGAUUUGGGCACAGCUCAUCUUGACCAUUUGAUGUCAGCACUACAGCUUUCUUGGCAGACAUGGCAACAAGUUUCAGACCGUGGGGGCCCAUCGGCAAAACCUCGCUACGAUCGUCAAUCUCUGCAGCGUGGUAGUUUGAAAUCAGUGCUCUGUCAACAGGCUGUCAACGAGUGGAUGGAUGACAUUGAUACACACGUGGCUGACUAUACCCAGAACCUCUUGUCAGCUCUUGUCUCUGUGCAUCCCCCCAAAAAGGCUCGCAGCAAAAAGCCAUACAUUGACUCAACGAUUUGGUCCUUGCGGCAGGACAAGUUGCAUCUGAGCAAGUCUUUGCGUGGAUUGCAUCGAAGGUUCAAACUGGAGUCACUCUUCCGCAGCUGGAGAUUGUGGCGCGGCCAGAUGUCUCAACAGGACUAUGUAUCUGCUCACAACUAUGAGACCACCCUUCGAUGCAUUGAAGUCAAAUUGAUUGCCAAUCACUUCAUGGUGACGCGCUACAUGAGAACACUCCUCAAGCGCAGCAAGCAUGUCCUCCUUGCCGAGAAAUUGAAGCAACUGCCACCCACUACAGCGGCUUCUACGGUCUUGAAGGAGGUACAUGGUAUUGUGGGACCCACGAAUCCAAAGAAGAUCAAGCGUCGAUCUCUGCCACUUGUGAGAAAGGAGGAUGGACAUGUUUGUGCUGAUCCACAGGAGAUGGUUGACCGUUGGGUGGAGUUUUUCGCUGCCAUGGAAGGCGGAACCAGGAUGUCUCAUGAUGAUCAUCGACAUCAAUGGAGGCGGAACCUUCAGCAUUUUUGUCAAGAAGACUUUCAUUUAUGUCUCCAAGAUUUGCCGACCCUAUGUGAUCUUGAACGUGCUUUUGCGAGAGUUCGUACGGGCAAAGCAAUUGGACACGAUCAAGUUCCCCCGGAAGCCUGUGCCUACAAUGCUGCUGAGCUUGCUCGACUCUCAUACUCGCAAUUGCUCAAGUUAGCCCUCCAUGGGCAAGAGGCGGCCAUGCACAAAGGCGGCCAGCUUGUCCAGGCACAUAAAGGCAAGGGUCCGAUUGAUCUUUGCGAAUCUUACCGGAGCCUUUUGAUUUCUUCACACCAGGGCAAAGUGCUGCACAGGUCCCUCAGGCAGCACCAGACAGACUUGUACGAAACAUUCAUGCAAAAUCAACAGAUCGGAGGUCGAAGAGGGGUACCUGUUACCCUUGGUUUACACCACUUGCGCUCCUUCAUGAGGCAUCAACAACGAUGUGGACGCUCGUGUGGUAUCCUUUACCUUGAUCUCAAAGAAGCAUUCUAUCGAAUCUUGCGUCCACUCACCUUGGACAAUCCAUGGACUGACGCAGAGAUUGCCUGUCUCGCUCAGCGACUCCGACUACCUGAAGGCACUCUUGCGGAUUUGUAUGAGCAUUUGAAGAUGCCCAAUGCUGUUGCCGUUGCUGGUCUCCCACAUCAUGUUCGCAAUUAUUUGACUGCUCUGCACAGUGACACAUGGUUCUAUGUUGAAGGUCAAGACGAUAUUUGCAGAACAUCAGUUGGUAGCAGGCCAGGGGACUGCUUUGCUGAUACAAUAUUUGGCUAUCUUUGGGCCAAAGUCUUGCGUCAGAUCGAGGGAGAGCUAUGUCAGUAUCAGAUCUUGGAUGACAUCCAUGCUGUUGAUGGCUGCGCUCUCUUUGGCCACAACCGUCCCAUUGAGGCUGACUCCAGAGCCUACCUCGGGCCAUGCUGGAUGGAUGAUCUUGCAAUUUGCCUUUCAGGGUCCACUGCGGAUGAGCUUGUACAAAGACUUGGCAUCAUGACGUCCACCUUGAUGGACACUUGUCUUGGACAUGCAAUGACACCGAAUACGGAUGUUGGCAAGACCGAAAUCAUGCUCACACUUCGAGGCCCUAGAUCUCGGUAUUGGCAGAAGCAAUUUCAUGGCCCGAACAGCUCCAAGCUUUUCACUGCCAUCGGGGAAUAUCAAUGUUUCUCUGUGCGGGUUACUGGAAGAUACAAGCACCUUGGUGGUAUUGUUCAUCAUUCUGGAAACCUGAAGUUUGAAGCCAAACAACGACUUGCAGCAGCGCAUCAGACGUUUACACGCCACCGGCGAGUGCUUUUCUGCAACAAACACAUCGAUCACAAAGUUCGUGGACAGAUCUUUGAUUCUCUUGUCAUGAGUGGUUUGAACUAUGGCAGUGAGACUUGGGUUCUCCCCGACAACCAGAGCAAGACUGCUGUACAUGCAGGUAUGAUUCGACUGUACCGGCGAUUGCUCAAUGUUGCGCACGACCAACACCUCUCUGAUGAAGAGAUUCUGACUCGCUGUAUGACUCCAAGCCCUACAGAAGUGCUGAGACGGGCCAGACUCCGAUAUUUGGGAACCCUAUAUCACGGAGCUAGCCCGAUGGAUUGGGGCAUCAUCAAUUGCGACAUGACAUGGUUGAAUCUCGUUGAAGAUGAUUGUGUGUGGCUCUGGACGCAGCUUCAUCAUUGCAGUGGUCUUCGAGAUCCGCGACAUCAUUUCGGUGCUUGGGAGUAUAUCUUGCGAUACCACCCCAGGUAUUGGAAGCGGUUGGUGAACCGAGCCAUUGCACAUGCGAUUCAGCAGAGACGUAAUCGUCAGCUUGUGGGCGCUAUCCACCGUGAUCUCUUUGAGAAUUUGCAGAGACAUGGAAGAUUUGGUGCGGAUGCUCCUUUCUAUGCUGUUCAAUUUGAUGAUCAGAUGAAGUUUGGCUGCAUGCUCUGCAAAAAGCGAUGUGCCAGUCGUGGAGGAGAAGGGGCGCACUUUUUCAAAUGUCAUGCCAUCGUUGCCAGUGUUCGGCAUCUAUGCCAUGGCACACAAUGUGCACAUUGUCUUCGUGAGUAUCACACACGCAGCAAACUUCAACAGCACUUGCAGCGCAGCCGAGCUUGCCGAGGAGGUCUCCAAGCUAGAAGGCUGCACAGUGGCAUCCAAGCAGGCAUUGGUUCCAUCGAACAACAGCAGGAGCAAAGCAUGCAUGAUGGCCUUGUCCCACCUUUACAGGCCCAGGGCCCGGCCUUGCCAGUCCGUGCUCCUGUUGAACUGGACCCAGAGCAUACGGAUCUCAUUGACAUGUGGAUGGAACUUCUCUAUCCUGAGAUUGAGGUCGCGCAGCUCUUACCGAUGAUGGAAGCUGCAAUCCAGGAGUUUGCCAUUUCAUGGACCAGAUGUCAGCAGACACUUCGUGCAUUUCGUGAUGGUUUUGGUGAGGAACUUGUCAUGAUCACUGGAGUUUCACAGCAGGUUGUUUAUCAGGCUGUGGAUACUCUGCUUGACCCUGAACACUGGCCAUUUUUGCGAGAUGAUUUUCGAGAAGCCAGCAGACCUGUUGAUGAUUUGACUCAUUACACAGCAUGGUGCUCCCGCUUGACGGCUUCUGGAGAUGUGUGGAUUGCGCAGAACGCAUUGACACUCAAGUCCAAACGCUUGACCAAGGAGUCCGAAAUGACAUGCCUUGUCGUUGUGUAA
Messenger RNA from Cladocopium goreaui, 3492 nucleotides. The record is from the annotation of a GenBank genome assembly. Lineage: Eukaryota; Dinophyceae; Suessiales; Symbiodiniaceae.